GCUCUGCUGCUGCUGCUGCCGCUGUCAUCGCCAUGGAGGAGCAGAAGGGAGGCGGAAGGGAAGGAGGCCCUGCUCCUGCCAAGGCCGCCCAGGACCAGGGCUCGGGGGCCUGCCUCCCCUGCUGCCCCGACAAGGAGGGGCGAAGCCGGGCAACCGGUCCUCGUAGGACCCCCCGCCGAGUGGCUCACCAGAUCCCCCCAGAGAUCCUGUCCGACCCGGACCUCCAGGCGGCUGUGGGGUCUCUCCCCCACAACUACAACUUUGAGGUCUACAAAACGGUGUGGCGGAUCCGGCAGGCCAAGGCCAGGCGGGUGGCCCUCCAGAUGCCCGAAGGCCUCCUGAUGUUUGCCUGCACCCUUGCCGAUAUUGUUGAGAGAUUCACGGGAGCAGAGGCCGUUGUGAUGGGGGAUGUGACCUACGGGGCAUGCUGCGUGGACGAUUUCACCGCCCGAGCCUUGGGAGCCGACUUCUUGGUGCAUUACGGCCACAGCUGCCUUGUCCCCAUUGACUCCGCGCAGGGACUGCAGAUGCUCUACGUCUUUGUGGACAUCAAGAUCGACGUGGCUCAUUUUGUGGAGACCCUCCGCUUCAACUUCACCCCCGGAGCCAAACUGGCCCUGGUCAGCACUGUCCAGUUCGUCUCGGCCCUUCAGGCUGCUGCCCAGGAGCUGAGGUCCGAAUACACCAUCCAGACCCCACAGUGCAAGCCUCUUUCGCCCGGGGAGCUGCUGGGGUGCACAGCCCCCCGACUGACCCAAGACACCAGCGCCAUUGUGUACCUGGGAGACGGGCGUUUCCACUUGGAGUCCAUCAUGAUCGCCAAUCCCAGCAUCCCGGCAUACAGGUACGAUCCGUACAGCAAGGUCUUCUCGCGAGAGCAAUAUGCCCACGAGCGCAUGCAGGAAUCCCGGAGGAGGGCCAUUGGCCGAGCUGCGGGGGCUGCCAAGUGGGGGCUCAUUUUGGGGACCUUGGGACGCCAGGGGUCCCCCGCCAUCCUGCAGCACUUGGAGUCUUGCCUCCAGGCUUUGGGAAGGCCCUAUAUUCGAGUCCUGCUCUCCGAGAUCUUCCCAGGAAAACUGGAGCUCUUCCCUGACGUCGAGGCGUGGGUACAGAUAGCGUGUCCCCGGCUCUCCAUCGAUUGGGGAGAGGCCUUUGGUAAACCGCUGCUCACCCCCUACGAGGCCGCAGUGGCUCUGCAGCAAGUGGAGUGGCAGGAGACCUACCCCAUGGACUUCUAUGCCAGCCAGUCACUCGGCCCCUGGACAGUCAACCACAGCACCCAUCACCCCCAGAAGGUGGGCAGGGCUAAAGAGGCAAAGGUGGCAAAGCCAGCCGGGAAGAAUGCCUGCGAGGGCUGCACCUGCCCAGAGGAAGCAUCUCUCCAGAGCCAGCACCCUUGAGUCUCGGAGCAAGGCCUGGAGGGUUUGGGCAAACCCUUGGACCAUGGCACAUAACUGGGCACGUAACUGGGAGGGCAGAAACUGCAGCUUCAUUGAGGCCCAGAUAUAGUGGAUGGAGCUUUUGCAAAGUGAGGCCACAGGCACCAGGCCCAUGCCAGCCAAAGAUGGGCUGCACCUUUGAGUCCUGUGCGCUGGGAACUAGGAAGGAGAUUUCUCCAUUCCUCUAUACGCAACACUCUCUUUGCCCUUUCCUGCUGGCACCCAAGUGGCAGAGCCAGUUCAAAAGGGGGAAGGUCUGUGGGUGAAUAUUUGCUUGCUGAGCAAGCGGUGGUCUCCUGCUUCUUUGCAACCCACCUACUUUGGGGCAUCGCUGCUGCCUUUGAGAAGAGAGGGAUGGGAGGAUUCUCAAGCCAGUUCUUGGAGGAGAGGGGCCUUUGCCUUUUAAGCUGGAGCUGAUGGCAUCUGUGCAUCUCCUCUCCCUCACAUUCCUUUGGCUCUUUAUCCAGCAAACCUCUUGGCCUGGAGGCCGGAAGCGCUCUUCCCUGGGCUCUGCUCCUCCAAAGCCUCCCUAACAAAGUUGUUUGAAUAAAAUACAUGAAAAUGUUGAAACCUGUUGCUCUUCUUUCUAAAGCCUCUUGGCCUGGAGGGGAUUCCCAUUGACUGGGGUUACUGUGAAGGGCCUCCUUUUGGUACAUUUCAGGCGCAAUUGGGGAGUGGGUGCCUCCCAGGAUCGGAUUCACUUUGGCGUUUGCGACUUGGGUUUUCCAAAAGGGAGAACAAUGUGUCUUGUAGGAUCACCAUGAAUCCCAACUGACCCGAUGGCAAUAAAUAUCAACAGAAUAAAUAGGAAUGCCUUUC
Sceloporus undulatus (fence lizard) is the source of this 2258-nucleotide messenger RNA. It is a transcript of the gene DPH1, whose product is annotated as diphthamide biosynthesis 1. Gene Ontology annotation, molecular function: 2-(3-amino-3-carboxypropyl)histidine synthase activity. NCBI's taxonomy places the organism in Eukaryota, Metazoa, Chordata, Lepidosauria, Squamata, Phrynosomatidae. Gene Ontology annotation, biological process: protein histidyl modification to diphthamide. The record is from RefSeq and is a predicted model, not a curated record.